Molecule: messenger RNA, 2265 nt
Organism: Nerophis lumbriciformis (worm pipefish)
Lineage: Eukaryota; Metazoa; Chordata; Actinopteri; Syngnathiformes; Syngnathidae
Source: RefSeq, a predicted model, not a curated record
AUGGGCCGAAAGUUGGAUCCCACUAACAAGGUAAAGCGCGGUCCUGGGAAAAAAGCCAGAAAACAGCAAGGGGCGGAAACAGAGUUGGCGAAGUUCAUAAAAGAUGAUGAAUCGGAGCCAAAACGUCAGUCUAGAAGAGCCAGGAAAAGGACCGCUAAAAGAGUUGCCAACAAUUUGACAAAGGCUAAGGAGGCUGUUGAGGAGCAGACUAAAAAAGGCUUCACCGAUGACAACAGUAAAUGGCUGAAGCCGACGAAUAGGAAGCGCAAACUGGAUGAAUCCGACGGCGAGGAUGACAGCGACGAACACUGGGAGGAUGAAGACGAUUAUGAUGAAAAAGAGGAGGAAGUUGAAGAGCCACAGCCGAAGAAGGGAGGCCAGAAAAAAGUUAAAAUGAACACCCAACUUGGGAUGGAGGAACUGGAUGAAGAGGAGGAGGACGACAAGGAGGAUGAAGAAAUGGUAGAUGACUAUGGUGCGCUUGAUGAAGAGGAAAGUGACGAGGAAGAGCUUCUUCCAAUUGAGCGUGCAGCCAAGAAAGAAAAGAAGUUGAAGGAAACUAUGGGCCUCGAGAGUGAUGAAGAUGAUGACGAGGAGGAGGACGCGGAUGAGGAGGAAGACAAAGAUGAUGAUAAGAAAUCAAAUGAGGAAGAGGAGGAAACAAUACAAACCAAUAUAGACGACUUGGAUCAGUUUAGGCUCCCCGCCGCAGAGGAGAGUGAGAAAGAAGGAUUCCUGCCCGUGGACCUGAAAGUCAUCCACCAAAGAAUUAAGGACAACAUCGACGUCCUUUGUAACUUUUCUUCCAAGAGAGAGCCUGGGAAAGAGAGAGGUCAGUACCUCGCUCUGCUGAAAAAGGAUCUUUGCACCUACUACAGCUACAACGACUUCCUCAUGGAAAAGUUCAUGGACCUCUUCCCUCUGUCUGAGCUUGUGGAUUUCCUCGAGGCGAAUGAAAUUCACAGACCGGUCACUAUUAGGACCAACACGUUAAAAACCAGGAGGAGGGACCUUGCACAGGCCCUGAUCAACAGAGGAGUGAACUUGGACCCACUGGGAAAGUGGUCCAAAGUUGGUUUAGUUAUUUAUGACUCCUCUGUCCCCAUUGGUGCAACUCCCGAGUACCUAUCUGGCCAAUAUAUGCUUCAAGGCGCCUGCAGCUUUCUGCCAGUCAUGGCACUUGCACCACAGGAUGGGGAGUCCGUGUUGGACAUGAGCUCCGCCCCUGGAGGAAAGACCACCUAUAUUGCUCAGUUGAUGAGAAACACUGGGGUGAUCGUCGCAAAUGACGCGAAUGCUGACAGAUUGAAGAGCGUGGUGGGCAACAUUCACCGUCUCGGGGUCACCAACACGUUAGUGUGCAACUAUGAUGGCAGGCAGUUCCCAAAGGUCAUGGGGGGCUUUGACAGAGUGCUACUGGACGCGCCGUGCUCAGGAACAGGGGUCAUCGCUAAAGAUCCUGCUGUAAAGAACAGCAAGGAUGACCUCGACAUCCAGCGGGCAGCCCACUUGCAGAAAGAAUUGAUCCUGUCUGCUAUUGACUCUGUCAACGCUAAUUCGACAACAGGAGGCUAUCUGGUCUACUGCACAUGCUCCAUAAUGAUGGAGGAGAACGAAUGGGUGGUGGACUACGCGUUAAAGAAAAGAAAUGUCAAAUUGGUUCCCACGGGAUUGGAUUUCGGCAAAGAAGGCCUCACUAGGUUCAAAGAGCGUCGUUUCCACCCUUCUCUGCGGCUCACGAGGCGGUUUUACCCCCACUCGCACAACAUGGACGGCUUCUUUGUGGCCAAGUUUAAAAAGUUUUCCAAUGUGAUUCCAACUGCAUCCACAGGAAAAGAAGAUAAAAAAGCAGAUGCUCCCGAGGCGACGGAGGUGAACAGUUCUCCGAAUGAGAAAGCGGUCAAAGAAGACAAGACGAAGAAGAGCGUCCCUGGCAAGGCUGCAAAGUCAAAGCCAGAGGCUAAAACAAACGGAACAGCAGCUAAGAAAUCACCUCACUUCCAGCCUAAAGGCAAAAAGAACUCACCUUUUGGACCGAAAAAAGCAAAAGUCCCCAAAAUGGACGGAGGAACUGUGAAGGGACAAGAGGCUAAGGCGCCCGCGACCGCCGAAAAGAAAUCACCAAAGGCGGGGAAAAAGGCCAAGAGCAAAUUUGAAAAGCAACAAACUAACAAGAGAAAAACACUUUUGAAAGCCAACAAUAGAAUGGGAAAGCGUACAUUCAAAAAGAUGAAAAAGAGGCAAGGGAAGGCUCAGAAGCAUUAA